GGGACAGGGCGGAGUGUUUUCACCGCGAUCAGUGCUGCUGAAAAGAGCCAGGGACAGACUGACUCCUCACUCGCCUUUUAAACACGAGAAAAUCUCCAAAAGAAGAGAUAACUUUUCGACCAAAGAGCACUUCCUGUAUUUUGUGCUUGAGGUCCAAACGCAACAGUUGCCAUGGCGGACGAAGCGGACAUGCGCAAUGAGCUAGCCGACCUGCAGACACGUGCAGACCAGAUAGCCGAUGAGUCCCUGGAAAGCACUCGGCGUAUGCUGGCAUUGGUUGAAGAGAGCAAAGAUGCCGGCAUCAGGACUCUGGUCAUGUUGGAUGAACAGGGGGAACAACUGGAGCGCAUCGAGGAGGGGAUGGACCAGAUCAAUAAGGACAUGAAGGAUGCAGAAAAGAAUUUGAACAAUCUAGGACAGUUCUGUGGUCUAUGUUCAUGUCCUUGUAACAAGAUUAAGGGAGGAGGUCAGGCCUGGGGAAGUAACCAGGAUGGAGUAGUAAACAGUCAACCUGGAGCUCGAGUGGUGGAUGAGCGUGAGCAGAUGGCCAUCAGCGGGGGUUUCAUUCGCAGGGUAACAAAUGAUGCCAGGGAGAAUGAGAUGGACGAAAACCUGGAGCAGGUGGGGGGAAUAAUUGGUAACCUGCGUCACAUGGCCCUGGACAUGGGUCAAGAGAUCGACACCCAGAACCGCCAGAUUGAUAGGAUCAUGGAGAAGGCUGAUUCCAACAAAACCAGGAUUGAUGAGGCCAACCAGCGUGCAACAAAGAUGUUGGGCAGUGGCUAAACUGCUACAAAAGUGCUUUUAUUCCUUUACACCUCAUCUCUCAUACUCACCAAUCCAUCACACCUGACCUUGUCCCAGACACAAACAGCCAGUGCCCACUUUGCCCAACUGUAUGCAUGGCAAAUCAUGCUUUUAUUGUGAUACUUAGAGUUUUGCUCACAUGCACAUAUCAUACAAAGUACUCUCUGUCCCUUGUUCAUGUGUAUUUCUACCCUCUGUCUCUUCCUUCUAAUGUCAGUGUUGUUCUGUAUUGUCUCUUUUAUGACUUUUGUUAAAAAGUAGUCUACUAGUAAAAAUACAUACAAUCCUAAUUGUAAAUAGAGCUUCUCUAACUGGCUUAACCAAUUUAGAUCACUUCACCUUUUUAAUUUAUCUUUUUUUAAAUUAUUAUUCAUGUGUAUAAUAUAUACUGUAACAAAACUUUGUUCCAAAAAGCCCUUAUCCAAAUGUCAGUAUUCUGGUGUGGUCCGUGUAAGACACACCAUGUUAUUAUUAUUUUAUUUUUUCAAAGAGAUGUUGUGAUGAAAUGCUAUGAAGUGAUUUGCCAUGAUUACAAUAAACAUGCUGUCAUCACAGCUUCUAUCUAAGGCCACUUGUUGAUUUUACAGCUAGUUCAUGACACAACUAUCUUGUCUUGAUGGCUUUAAAAAACUUUAAUACUCUGAAUCGGUGAACGUUGAUGCUAAUGAAUUGAUCAUGUUUACCUUUUCCUCAGGGAGACAAAAGACCAUUCAAAAAUAAAAGGUUGAUAUGCAUACAUCUCAAUACAGCAUCUGAUGGUAUUUAUGGCUAUUACCAUUUCAAUUUUAUGUAAGGACAGAAAACAGCAUAGAGCCAAAAAAUAAAUUAAUUAAUAAAAAAGCAUUUUCACAAAGGAGACGGAUGUGACAUUCAUUUGCAACAAGAAGCUUUUUCUGUGUUUAAUGCAUGUCCCACAUUGCCUGGAUGCAAUAAAUGACACAUUUAUUAUCUUUACAUUUGCAUGCUAAAUAUUUAGGCCACACGAUGGAGGCCUAUACUAACCUUUAUGAAAUAGUGCCACUGAUGUGUCUUUCUAGCCAUUGUAAGAUAUAUAAAUUGCCAAUAAAACUAGCUGUAGAAAUG
Molecule: messenger RNA, 1890 nt
Organism: Periophthalmus magnuspinnatus
Lineage: Eukaryota; Metazoa; Chordata; Actinopteri; Gobiiformes; Gobiidae
Product: synaptosomal-associated protein 25-A-like
Exons: 8
Coding region: 172-786 (204 amino acids)
Biological process (GO): synaptic vesicle priming; synaptic vesicle fusion to presynaptic active zone membrane; exocytosis
Cellular component (GO): plasma membrane; synaptobrevin 2-SNAP-25-syntaxin-1a-complexin I complex
Molecular function (GO): syntaxin-1 binding; SNAP receptor activity; voltage-gated potassium channel activity
Source: RefSeq, a predicted model, not a curated record